Molecule: messenger RNA, 2769 nt
Organism: Poecilia reticulata (guppy)
Lineage: Eukaryota; Metazoa; Chordata; Actinopteri; Cyprinodontiformes; Poeciliidae
Gene: dhrs7b
Product: dehydrogenase/reductase (SDR family) member 7B
Cellular component (GO): membrane
Molecular function (GO): oxidoreductase activity
Source: RefSeq, a predicted model, not a curated record
CAUGCGGAUUGUUUUCAACCAAACAGGAAGUGAUCUGUUUUAUUGGUGCACACCUCGCUCUGUGUAGCCCUCGAAAUCAAUCCAGGAAGGGUUACUGUCAGACACAAAGUGCAUCAUGGGAGGAGGAGUGCUUCCUCUGGUUAUAGCAAGUGUGGGAGUGUUGCUGCUGUUCCAGAUACUUCUCCGCCUCAGACGGGGAGCAUCCGUCCAGGGUGCAGUCGUGGUCAUCACAGGAGCCAGUUCCGGUCUUGGAAGAGAGUGUGCACGAGUCUUCCACGCUGCAGGUGCUCGGCUUGUGCUGUGUGGAAGAGAUGCGGCUCGCCUGCAAGAGGUGGUGCAGGAGCUUGGUGGAAACUCAGCAGACGGUCAGCGCCAGACUUUCGCUCCCAGCACCAUCGUCUUCGACCUGGCCAGAGCGGACUCUGUGGGAAAAGCUGCCGAGGAGAUCCUGAAAUGCCACGGACACGUCGACGUCCUCAUUAAUAAUGCAGGAAUCAGUUACCGUGGCAACAUACUGGACACCCACAUGACUGUUCAAAGAGAUGUUAUGGAAACCAAUUACUUUGGUCCCAUUUCUCUCACUCAAGCUCUCCUGCCCUCCAUGGUUCAGAGGUGCAGCGGCCACAUCGUUGUCAUCAGCAGCGUCCAGGGAAAGAUAGCGAUUCCUUACAGAUCUGCUUAUGCAGCAUCUAAGCACGCCACUCAGGCCUACUUUGACUGCCUGCGGGCAGAGAUGGGACACCUGGGUAUACCAGUAACGGUGAUCAGCCCCGGGUACAUCAGAACCAACCUGUCGGUCAACGCUAUGACUGGAGAUGGAUCCACGUACGGAGUUGUGGAUAAAACCACGGCGUCGGGUUGGGACCCCAAAGUUGUGGCUCGCGCGGUUCUGAAGGCCGUCCGCCUGAAGAGCAAAGACGUGGUUUUGGCCGGACCCCAGCCCACUGUGGCCGUCUACCUCCGCACACUGUGGCCAGCGCUCUUCUUCAAACUCAUGGCGUCGCGGGCUCGCAAAGAGCAGAGGCACAAAGACGAGUGACGCGGCAGCUGAAGGGGAUUACGUACGAGCGAGUCGGGCCAAACUGGGACUCUGGACGCUUGAGGUCAAGCGGAUUUGAAGUGGACAGAGUGAGCUCUUUGGCAAUUCUUCACACAGAAACCGGCGUGUUUUUUUUGCAUAAUGUUACCUACUGUUAAAAUGCUCUGGAACUGAUCAGGUGAGCCCAGCUGCUUCCUGCUAGAAAUGACAUCAGAGUAUGACCAGAAAUCUGUUUCAAUGUCAUUUGUAAAUGCCACAUCAUUAUUUAUCAUAAACAGAAGAAUCGGAGACCAAAUGAAACGGGAGGUGAUGUGAUAUCAACUGCUUGCAGUUUUGUUAAAUGACUUAAUAAUCUGAUGACAAUGGAUAAAAAUCCUCCAUGUUUUGGUUCUGACCCCAUCAACUUAGUUUUCAGGGAUUCGUUUUAAACAGUCAUACUCCGUUUUUUUCCCCCAGACAUUUCCUCCUUAAGGAAAACGCUGUUUAUCUCCAUUUCCUGUUUAGCCUCAAUAAUGCAUUUUUCAGCCUCCUGCAGCCACGUGCAUACAAUUUGGAGGCGUGUGCGCAGGUAUAUGGGGAAAGCAUGUUAGUCAUAUAACUAUUUAUUACUGCAAAUUUGAAUUGGUGUGGUUUGAAAGGCUUGCAGAUAAAUGAACAUUUUCACAACUUAAAGUUCACCUAAAUCAGGUGUUAGUAUUUAUGGCAGAUCUAUAGAUCAGUGAAAACAUCCCAUGUCUGGGACAUCAGCACAAGAAAUGACAAGCAGAUGUUGCAUCUAUCUUUAUACACUGAAUAAAAACAGCUCUUACAAAACUUAAAACAGGUUUAUCCUUUUAAGAUGACACCUUAAUAUUAAGUUAAACAGAGAAAAACACUUUAAGAAAUGUUAAUAAAUAGUCCAAAUAUCAUUUUUUUACAUUAUGUUACACGGGCGCAGAGAAUAUUGGAAUUAACAUUUGUACAAAUCCUUCAACGGAAAAAGACAAAACGUUCCAGAUUAAAAUACAAAACCUGCCAUUUAUUCCUUAUACAUAUGUAUAUAGAGAGCCUCUAGUGUCACAAAAUGAAGCUAAUUUUUGAUAUCCUCCACAUCGCAGAGCUUCCACAAUGUGAAGUCAAAGCCACUGAGGCGCCAAAAGAAACGCGACGUCUUCAAAUUACUUUCGUGGAAUGACGAUUAAAAAGCUGUCCUGCAGUUUGUACUCCAACCGUGCAGAAGAUGUUCGCAAAUAUAAACCCUGAAUGCACCAAGUGUGGGCUAACAGCAGGAUGCGUGUUGCAAAACGCUGCACGGAUAAAGAGGAACCUGUUGUCUUAAUUAGAGUGACAUGAUGUCAGAGUACGAACAAGUUCAGAAGCCAAUCAUGUUGAUUUCAGCUAUAGUGUUUUAGUACAAUUUAGUAACAGUCAAAGGGGGAUUAACUUUCAGGGAGUUGUUUUAAUUAAUGAUAAAAAGGGGAAAAAAAAACAAACUUAAAUUAAGCUAAGAGUCUACUAUGGCUUUAGUGUUUGAUCCAGUUACAUUCUUCUCACUGUUUGCUUUUACGCUUUUUCAGCUACGUGUAAACCAAACAAACAUGGCUGAUGGGGGUGGGGGGGGGAAGCACCACAGAAGUAGAUUCACGGCUAAUAAUCUCAAUAAUCCAGGUGUCCAUAUCGGGGGAAAAAAGCAUUCAAAACCUGCACAAUUCGUAUAAAAUAAAGCGCCAGCUGGUGAAAUGUAAAAAAAU